CUGUCCCAGCACAGCCCAUAACUUACACGCCUCCGAAAACAGUAUGUCAAGCCCGCAUCUCUUGUUGGUCGUCGCGCUCCUUUGCGCCCUCAUAGCUGCUGUUGCAAUAUUUCUCAGACCCUAUUCGUUCAAGGGAAGAAGGGGAAAUGCACUACUUCUUGUCGGACCCCCUGAUGCAGGUAAAACUGCGAUCACAUCCUUCCUGACAUUCAAACAAGCGCUGCCAACACACACUUCACUUCAAGUAAACGAAACUCAAGCCACUUUUUCCUCCUCUUCUACUCCAAAAGAUAGGGCUUUUCGCAUAAUAGACGUUCCAGGUCAUCCUCGCAUUCGUUCCCAGUUUUCGAACUAUCUGGGAGAUGCAAGAGGCAUUAUAUUCGUUGUGGAUACCAGUAACCUCGCCAGGAGUGGGCCUGCUGUAGCCGAGCACCUUCACAUAAUAAUGCACGCACUCACUUCCCUCCCUCCCACCACCCACGUCCCCUCGCUUGUAAUUCUCUCCCAUAAAUCCGAUCUAAUAUCUGUGCCUACAUCUUCGUCUCGCUCGAAGAUCGCAACAGACAGAGUUCGCUCAAUUCUCGAAAGGGAGUUGGAGAAACGUCGUCUGCAGUCUGUGAGUGGGGUGGGUGUCGGAAGUCUCGGAGAUGGGACGGAGAAAAGCGCGAUGAGUGGUGAGAUGGGUGGAGAAAUGGGUGGAUUGGAAUGCACGGGCUCAGAAGGCUUCUCAUUCGAGACAUGGGAAGGUGGCGAAGCUACCAUCAUUGCCAGCAGCCUGAAAGAUGGAUCAGGAACGUCCACUGUAGAGAAGGGCAACAAUAGUGAUUCUUAUGAAGAAGCACGCUCCUAUGAUAUGGAUGGCCACGGCCUUGGCUCAUUGAUCGAAUGGAUCGAAGAUUUGCAGUAAAUUAUCCAAGUCAAUUUAGAGCACAUUCGGACUUCCUUAUCUCCAUUACUCUGCACCAGAGUCACUCCCGUGGCCACGUCGCCAUUUUUGAAAUUUCACUUAUUCAUUUUUCAUGUAAGAACACUCCCUCUGAGGCAUGGAAUGCAUUGUUCCUGGUGCCAAUCUUCUGGAUCUCUCUUUAUUGUAACCGGUAUCCUACAUGGACGCGCUUUCUGGAACAUGGGCAACGCUGGCACAUACCCAUUUUUCCAUCGUUUCGUCAAUUUUGCAUUUCGAUCGGGGCCGGGGCACAGUGCAACGCCAGAUUCGGCUCUGUGCUCUGGACCAUACUCCGCAACGGACGCGCAAUAUCUCCACUCCCACAUCCAUUUCCGACACACCCAUUUGUCACAUGUCAGCACCCAAGUAUUUGCUGUGAAUAAGUACCUCCUUUCUUGCAUGAGCCAUUACUGUGUCCAAUAAAUUAUAUGACAAUGAUUUGGACAAC
Messenger RNA from Cantharellus anzutake, 1394 nucleotides. RefSeq names its product signal recognition particle receptor beta subunit-domain-containing protein. The record is from RefSeq and is a predicted model, not a curated record. Bases 44 to 907 code for a protein of 287 amino acids. The transcript has 4 exons. NCBI's taxonomy places the organism in Eukaryota, Fungi, Basidiomycota, Agaricomycetes, Cantharellales, Hydnaceae.